AUGUUCGGUCGCCGUCACCACGCCGCUCCUGUAGUCACUACUACCGCUCCCCGCCGUCGCAGAGGUCUCUUCGGCGGCCCUCGUCGCACUCAUCACACCACCGCCGCUCCCAUGACUACCUCUACCCGUCGCCGAGGCGGUCUCUUUGGCGGAAAGCGCAGACAUCAUGCCACUACCACCCAUCAUCACCACACCACCGUCGCCCCUGUCCAUCACCAGCAGAGGCGGCCAUCCAUCGGUGACAAGAUCAGUGGUGCCUUCCUGAAGUUGAAGGGAACUCUCACUGGAAGACCUGGCCAGAAGGCUGCGGGCACGAGGAGGAUGCAUGGCACUGAUGGCCGGGGAAGCAGGAGGAGAUUUUACUAA
This is a messenger RNA of Podospora bellae-mahoneyi, 366 nucleotides long. RefSeq lists its product as uncharacterized. NCBI's taxonomy places the organism in Eukaryota, Fungi, Ascomycota, Sordariomycetes, Sordariales, Podosporaceae. The coding region runs from base 1 to 366 and encodes 121 amino acids. The transcript has a single exon. The record is from RefSeq and is a predicted model, not a curated record.